AUGUCGUCCGGCGGCCCCACCACGAACUCCUCGAACACCAGCCCAAGGGUCGCCGCGGGGCCCACCACCACGCGCCGUCGCGUGGCCGAGAACAACAACAACAACAUCAACAAUGCAGUCGACGCGGAGAAGCAGUUGCAGCAGCAGCAGGCGUCGUCGAGUUUCUCUGAUUUCUCGGAAGUGGAGCCCGACGAGACCUCCACGCACGCACACCACCACCUGCAUCCGGUGAUGCGUUAUCUGCUUCUCCGCGCUCGUGUGCUUCUCUGCGUGCCGGAAUCGCUUUUCAUGCGCGUGGAACAGCUGGCGCUGUGGCUGGCGGGGUCGGUGCAGGGUCUCCGGUCUGGGAAACACGUGGGGCGGAGGAUCUUUGCGGCGCUGAUCGGUCUGCUGGUGAUGUCGGUGUUCCUGAAAGUGGCGCUGCUCGGAAGCGGCGUGGAGAUGAACGGGAAAAGAUUCAAGAGCAUCGGGAACGGCCAACUCAUUCUGCAGCGCUUCAAGGAGGAUUGGACCUACGCUCAACGGGUCAUCACUGAAACCCGACCCGAACCAUCCAUGCCCAAACGGGUCCUCGAGAGGCUCCCGACUCCAGAUAUAUGGAAGAAUCCAAACAGUGACAAGUAUUACCAAUGCGUUUCUAGACCCAGGAAUGUCAUAAGGCCAAUAAAGACAAAUGGAUAUCUUCUUGUUCAUGCCAAUGGUGGAUUGAAUCAAAUGAGAACUGGGAUAUGUGAUAUGGUUGCAGUGGCAAAAAUAAUGAAUGCCACCCUUGUCCUUCCCUCUCUUGACCAUGAUUCGUUUUGGACUGAUCCAAGUGACUUUAAAGAUAUUUUUGACUGGAGGCACUUCAUGAAAGUUUUGAAAGACGACAUUGACAUAGUUGAGUACUUGCCGGUCCGGCAUGCAUCCCACAAACCUUUUGUGAAGGCCCCUGUUUCCUGGUCUAAGGCUAGUUACUACAGAGGUGAGAUUCUCCCAUUGUUGAAACGACAUAAGGUUGUACAGUUUACUCACACCGAUUCCCGGCUCGCCAACAAUGGCCUUGCUUCCUCUAUUCAGAAGCUUAGGUGCCGUGCCAAUUACCAUGCUCUCAAGUACACACCGGAAAUUGAAGAGCUUGGGAGGGUUUUGGUGGAUAGGCUAAGAAACAAUAAUGAACCAUAUAUUGCCCUUCAUUUAAGAUAUGAAAAAGACAUGCUAGCCUUCACUGGCUGCAGUCACAAUCUCACUGCUGAGGAAGCUGAGGAACUAAGGGUUAUGAGGUAUGAUGUGAAGCAUUGGAAGGAAAAAGAGAUUGAUAGUGUAGAGAAAAGGUUGCAAGGGGGGUGCCCUAUGUCACCUAGAGAGGCAGCUAUUUUUCUCAAGGCAAUGGGGUAUCCUCCCACCACAACAAUUUACAUUGUUGCAGGACCUAUUUAUGGUGGCAAUAGCAUGGAAGCCUUUCAAUCUGAGUUCCCUAAUGUCUUUACUCAUUCUACCCUUGCAACUGAUGGGGAGCUAGAACCCUUCAAGCCAUACCAAAACCGUCUCGCUGCUUUGGAUUAUAUAGUGGCCCUAGAAAGCGAUGUCUUCGUAUAUACCUAUGAUGGAAACAUGGCUAAGGCAGUGCAAGGUCAUAGGAGGUUUGAAGGGUUUCGAAAAACCAUCAACCCUGACAGAUUGAACUUUGUUAGGCUGAUCGACCAAUUGGAUGAGGGUGCCAUAUCUUGGGAAGCAUUUGCUUCUGAGGUUAGCAAUUUACAUUCCAAUAGGCUAGGUUCGCCUUAUCUUAGACAGGUAGGAGAGUCACCGAGAACAGAGGAGAAUUUUUUCGCCAAUCCCUUUCCUGGUUGUGUGUGUAACAAGUCUGAGGAGCAAAUUACAAGCCAUAAACUAGAGCAUCGAUUUGGUUCUGAGGCACAAAAAUAG
Sphenostylis stenocarpa is the source of this 1908-nucleotide messenger RNA. NCBI's taxonomy places the organism in Eukaryota, Viridiplantae, Streptophyta, Magnoliopsida, Fabales, Fabaceae. The record is from the annotation of a GenBank genome assembly.